AGAGCUUUGAGGUUUAACCUUCAGCGUAUACUUGCUUCAAAGAGGCCUGUUUCAAGCAAACUCAACACGAUCAUGAAGCAAGGAAGUUUUCUGCUGCUUGCUCUGAUGGUGUUCUUCUUGUUUUCUGAUAUUGCUGCUCAAAUGGUUGAUGUCCGGGAUUAUUGCAAGGACUACCCAAACGAUAGAUGCACCGAGGAGUAUCAACCCCACUGUGGCUCUGAUGGCAAAACUCAUGCCAACAAGUGUUAUUUCUGCAAUGCGUAUAUCAACAGUGGUAGAAAACUUCGGCUGAGAUAUUUCGGAAAAUGUUGAAAUCUGAAAUGCAGAAGAUGAAGGCACAUUCUCUAAAGAAUAUCCCACAAUCUCCCUGCUCAUUAACAACCCCACAAAUAAUCUGUUUUUUCCUCUUCUUUUGCUCUGUUACACCUUUAAAUGUCUUUUGUUGAUUUAUCAAUAAACAAAGCACAGCAUUAUC
Ahaetulla prasina is the source of this 475-nucleotide messenger RNA. Its product is annotated as ovomucoid-like. The transcript has 4 exons. Bases 73 to 312 code for a protein of 79 amino acids. Lineage: Eukaryota; Metazoa; Chordata; Lepidosauria; Squamata; Colubridae. The record is from RefSeq and is a predicted model, not a curated record. Gene Ontology annotation, molecular function: protein binding.